AGGGUAUUAUUUUGACUUCGUUGUUUUAUAUUUUCCUCGAGUGGCGCAAUCGUUAUUAUCGGGGCGUAGCGUCUGCAAAGAAGGGAAAAACAGAGCAGCAUUUUCAGCUUCACAAAAAAUCCUAAACAUCAUGAAGCAAAACCAGCAUCAGGAAAACCCGAAAACCUCGUCCAAGAGAUCACGACCAGGGCAGAGUUCCAUAGAUAUAUUCGCUGCGCAGUGUGAUAAAUGCUUCAAAUGGAGAGUGAUUGACACAGAAGAAGAAUUUGAGGAGAUCAGAAGUAGAGUUGAUGAGGAACCAUUUUCUUGUGACAAAAGGCAUAACAAGUCUUGUGAGGAUCCUGCUGAUGUUGAAUACGAUUCCACUCGGAUCUGGGUGAUUGACAAGCCUAAUCUACCAAAGACCCCUCAAGGUUUCAAGAGAAGUUUAGUGCUCAGAAAAGAUUACUCCAAAUUCGAUACUUACUAUAUUACACCUAAUGGGAAGAAACUCAGAACUCGUAACGAGAUUGCCUCAUUUUUAAAGGAAAAUCCUACAUACGAAUCUCAAGGAGUGUCGCUUUCAGACUUUGAUUUUUCAUCACCAAAGAUAAUGGAAGACACAAUUCCUGAGAAUGUUAUUCGGAAAGGCUCUGCUUCUGGGGCUGGUAAUUCCAACAAGAAGCUUAAGCAAUCAUGAGAUGAUGUUACACCCAACUGUUAUACUUUGUAGAUCUAGACUUUUUGCAGGCCAGUUUCGCCUUUUGGCAGGAUCAUGCUGGUUUUUUUUCCUUGUUCACUUGAUGUAUGAUGUAAAACAUGAUUGUAUGCCUGCUGUUCAUUUCUUCAUUUGUGAUGACAAACUAGGAGAGCUGACAUGGUAUUUAUAUAAUGAUCCAUUCCUGCAAAAAAAUUGUCCUCCUGGAUGUCAAGUUUCGUGUGGUUUUAACACCUCAAAAUUGAUAUCGAUUUCAAGAGAAGUUACUUGGUUAUGGUUCA
Ziziphus jujuba (common jujube) is the source of this 978-nucleotide messenger RNA. Its product is annotated as methyl-CpG-binding domain-containing protein 4. The record is from RefSeq and is a predicted model, not a curated record. Lineage: Eukaryota; Viridiplantae; Streptophyta; Magnoliopsida; Rosales; Rhamnaceae. Bases 131 to 679 code for a protein of 182 amino acids. The transcript is spliced from 2 exons. Gene Ontology annotation, molecular function: DNA binding; zinc ion binding.